AUGAUAGCGAAAGUUUCGCUAGAAAAACAAUUGCUGCCCAUAUUGAAGCUGCUGGACCCGUUCCAGGCAUACUCCGAUGCUGAAUGGACCAAGUUGGCUGCUGGAAAUGAUCCAGAUAUAGUUCAGCUCGAUGCUGAUGCUUUUUUUGAUGAACAAGUUUUUCUUCCGAUGCUCUUAAAUCCAUUUGAACUUGGGUAUUGGAGCAGAAUUGAGUCAGCGACGACGGCAGCAGAGCAGAAUAUUCGAGAUCUCGGCCUAGAGACGUUUGUGAUGUCCAAAGAGCCGGAAAUUGUUCGUCCACCAAUGCCAAAAUUGACGAAAACUCAGAAACGAAUGUCGCUAGGACUUCUAGAUGUCAAGAAACAAAGAUCAUUAAAAUCCCUGAGCUUGCGGAAACCCCCGGAAACCGCAAUGAGCUCGGUAAAUAUCACUACAAACACCGCAAUUCCGGUGGUCUCUAAGCACUUUACAUUUAAAAAUACCAUCCGAGACUUUCUGGACAAGCUAAGACAAAACCACAAAAGUUCGAGCACCACCACAAAAAGACGACUGUCUUUGGUGGACGAAACGUUGCCGAGCUAUAUACGAAAACAGCUUGCGGAACGAACACCGGAAAGCUACAAAUCUCUGGAAGAAACCCAUAAACAUUCGAGUGGAACGUCUACCCCCGGAAAGAGCCGCCUCGACAACCUUGUUGCCAAUUCCCAGUCGAUUUACGCCAACAUGCCCCACAAACCAAGCAGCAAUGGUUCGGCGUCGGUAUCCGAAAGUCGAACAUCUGAGGACCGAGAAUACAUUCUGCCCGGUCUGUUCACCAAAUAUAUGAGAGGAUUAGGUGAGCCUGCGAACGAAGAAGACGAAGAAGACGAAGAAGACGACUUUAUCACGGUAAACGCCACGAGUGACGAGUACCUCUUCAAGUGA
Messenger RNA from Meyerozyma guilliermondii ATCC 6260, 924 nucleotides. RefSeq lists its product as uncharacterized. The transcript has a single exon. Lineage: Eukaryota; Fungi; Ascomycota; Pichiomycetes; Serinales; Debaryomycetaceae. Bases 1 to 924 code for a protein of 307 amino acids. The record is from RefSeq and is a predicted model, not a curated record.